This is a messenger RNA of Melanotaenia boesemani (Boeseman's rainbowfish), 3383 nucleotides long. Its product is annotated as condensin complex subunit 3-like. The record is from RefSeq and is a predicted model, not a curated record. The coding region runs from base 75 to 3125 and encodes 1016 amino acids. Lineage: Eukaryota; Metazoa; Chordata; Actinopteri; Atheriniformes; Melanotaeniidae. The transcript is spliced from 22 exons. Gene Ontology annotation, biological process: mitotic chromosome condensation. Gene Ontology annotation, cellular component: condensin complex; condensed chromosome; cytoplasm. Gene Ontology annotation, molecular function: protein binding.
GUAGAAGAAGAAAUUUAGCUACAGUUGAAUUUGAAAACGGGCGGCAGUUUGACGAGAAGAAAACACAGGACAAGAUGACCGCAGACAAUGAAAUUGAAAUCAAGGAAGCGUUUCAGCGAGCUCAGAGGGGCCACAAUAACAAGGCCAAGCUGGUAGCGAGCCUGAAGAGCCGCUACAACAAGCUCGAGGACAAAACCCCUUUCCACGAAGAGUUUGUCCACUACCUGAAGUAUGCAAUGAUUGUCUACAAACGAGAGCCUACAGUUGAGAAUAUAAUCGAGUUUGUCGCAAGGUUUGCCACAAGUUUCCAGUCUCCACCUAAAACAGAAGAGGAGGAGCAGCAGCAAGAGGAAGAAGAGGAGGAGGAAGAAGAAGCUGAGGAUGAUCAUCCGUUUCUGAGUUUCAUCUUCAACUUCCUGUUGGAGUCUCAUAAAGCAAAUAGUCAUGCUGUGCGUUUCCGAGCGUGCCAGCUGAUCAACAAGUUGCUGGGCAGCAUGGCGGAGAACGCCCAGAUUGAUGACGAUCUGUUUGAUCGCAUUCACCAAGCCAUGCUGGUCCGAGUCACUGACAAGUUCCCCAAUGUGAGGAUUCAGGCUGCUUUGGCCAUGACUCGCCUACAGCAGCCAAAGGACCCUGACUGUCCCACCAUCAAUGCGUACUUGUUGAUUUUGGAAAAUGACACCAAUGCUGAGGUGCGACGUGCCGUUUUGUCCUGCAUUGCAAUGUCCCCCCGGACCCUACCGAAGGUCCUCAAACGCACUCGGGACAUCAAAGAGAAUGUCCGCAAGCUAGCCUAUCAGGUUCUUGCUGACAAGGUUCACAUUAAAGCUCUUACUAUCGCUCAGAGAGUUGGCCUACUGCAGCAGGGUCUCCACGAUACCUCAGAGGCUGUGAGAGAAGUGGUUUGCAGUAGUCUUGUGCCGGCCUGGCUGCUUCGGUUGGAUGGAAACGUCAUCGAGCUGCUCCAUCGGCUGGAUGUGGAGAACUGUUCAGAAACUGCUAUGAACACACUGAAAGCCAUUUUCAAUAGAACACCCUCUGAAGAGCUGCUGCAGAACAGAGAACAGCUCGACAACAGGAAGCUGAUCCCAGAAGAGUCUCUAACCUGUGAAAAUGUGCUUUACUGGAGAGCUCUGUGUGAGUUCAUCAAGGGUAAAGGAGACGAUGGCGAUGAAAUGUUGGAGCAAGUGUUGCCCGAUGCUGCAACAUAUGCCGACUACCUCUGUGGCUAUCUAAAGGCAGUGCCUGUGCUGUCAGAGGAGCAAAGGGCUGACUUUAACCAGCUGGAGCUUGUCAUGACCAAAGAGUUCAUCUCACGGCAGCUCAUCCAUCUCAUUAGUUGCCUCGACACCAAUGAGGAGGGCGGCAGAAAGCGCGUGCUGGCCGUUCUGCAGGAGAUGUUGGCUCUUCCACAGACCCCCUCCUCCCUAGUCUCUCUGCUCACCGAGAAACUCCUCACACUCAUCCCCGACGAGCACAGACGCAUCCAAACUAUGGCAGAAAUCAUCUCGGAUGUGAGGGAGCCCAUCACGGAGGCCAGUCAGCCAGUGGAUGAGAACGAGAACCGUCGGCAGCAAGUCCAGCUUGCAGAAGUGAAGGUGCGUAUCUUGGAGGCCAAACAAACUCUGGAGGACUGUAUCGCAGCUCAGGAUUUCAGCCGAGCAGCAGAGCUGAAGGACUCCAUCACAAACCUGGAGGUCCGCAGGAACCAAAUCAUUCAGGAAAUUGCAGAAAGCAACCAGCCAGCUGACAAGGACUUCCGCGCCGAAAAGAAUGACCCAGAGACUCUUUUGAGGUGUUUGAUGAUGUGUGCUGAACUGUUAAAGCAGAUGAACAUCAAGACUCGAACUGGUCCAACCAUCAGCGCCUUGAUGUCCUCGCUGAUUCUACCCAGCAUAGCAAAUGCUCACCCUGCUGUGCGCAACAUGGCCGUGGUGUGUCUGGGAACGUGCACUCUGCACAGCAAGGAGCUGGCCAAAACCCACAUGGUUCUGCUGCUACAGAUUGCUCAGCUGGAUGAGGUAAAGAUCCGUAUCAGUGCUCUGAGAGCCAUCCUUGACCUGCUGCUGCUGUUCGGCUUCCAGCUGCUCUCUGAACCUGCUCCCACCCAACCGGCACAACCUGCUCAGUCACCAGAAAAGCAGGAUGACGACGCAGCGCUGGCCGAAGACAAGGGCGAUGUCCCAGAAGACACUGCACAGAGUAUACUUGUGAUGCUUUCGGAGUUCUUGGACAGUGAGGUGUCUGACUUGCGGACAGAGGCUGCAGAGGGCCUAGCCAAACUGAUGUACACGGGACGCAUCUCUAGCGCCAAAAUGCUCUCACGUUUGGUGUUGCUAUGGUACAAUCCUGUAACUGAGGAUGACACCCGUCUACGACACUGCCUUGGCGUCUUCUUCCAACUCUACGCCCGCGAGAGCAGAGUCCACCAGGAAGUUGUGGAGGAAGGUUUUCUACCGACUGUUCGGACUCUCUUGAAUGCCCCGGCCACCUCUCCGCUAGCUGAGGUGGAUAUUAACAAUGUGAUUGAGCUACUUGUUGAGCUGACCCGCUCAAGUGCGCUUAUUAAGCCUUCUUCUAACACAGAGGAGGUGUGUGUUCAUGACUACUUGGCAGUGCGUAUGUGUGGGGAGAUGCUCAAAGACCCCAUAGCCCCUGAGGUUCGUCUCUAUGCCAAGGCUCUUUGUAACCUGGAGCUCAGCAGGGACGAAACGGUCAGGAAGGACCUGCAGACGCUGCUGCAGCAGCUGGUACAGGUAGUGAAGGAUCGUGUUUGCCUCCGUGCUCUGGAGAAAAUGAUGCAUCAGUUGGUGGACUCAAAAGAAGAGACUGAGCUCCUGAGCGCCAGCGCACUACAACCACUGGAUGUUAAUGCAGAUGAGGCUGCAACAGACGAUCCAUCAAAAUCUGCCAAGAGAGCCAAAAGAGGUCAAAGGAAAGUCUGCACUGCCAAAGGGGGCAGAAAGCCAAGCAGGAGGGCAGAGUCAUCAGAAGAGAGUGAUGGGGAAAAUGUGCCGGAGCCAGCUGCUGCGGUGCGUCCAUCGCGGAGGGCCAAGACGGCAGCUUUGGAGAAGACAAAACUGGAUCUGAACCCCCUCAUAGAUCAGGAGGCCAAUGUGUCAUAAAAGUCCUGUCAUUGAUAGCUUUAUUUAAAAGGAAAUAAAUGUUUUUUGUGCUUUUAGUUCUUUGGGUACUCUACCGGAACUUAAUUCACAAAUAGCUGUCUUUUAGUAAUUUUUUUUUUCUUUAUUAAAUACUACAUGUAACUUACCUGUUGUCUUAUUGUCAUUUUAUUCAUUAAAGCAAAAUAUAUUUGAUGUAAAAACUGUCAUCUUUCCUCCACAAAUUAUGUUGUAAAAGGACAAAUUCAGAGUUUUAACAGA